Messenger RNA from Racocetra persica, 660 nucleotides. The record is from the annotation of a GenBank genome assembly. Lineage: Eukaryota; Fungi; Glomeromycota; Glomeromycetes; Diversisporales; Gigasporaceae.
AACAGAUUCAAAGGACGAAUGUUGAAAAUGAAUAUUUAGUACCUAGUACACAACAGGGCACAGGCAUUUUUUAUAUCAUAAAUAGUGAAAUCGGUACAUGUUCUUGUUUUGUUGGUAUAAAUGGUGCCCCAUGUAAACAUCAAGGAGCCGUCUCAAUGAAAUUUCAUCUUUCAAUGUUUAACUUUAUUCCAUCAUUAACGCCAAAUGACCGUGCAAAUUAUACUUACAUUGCACUUGGUUAUGUUGCUCAUGAUAAUUCGUUUUAUGCCUCGCUUCAUGCACAACAAGCCCCACAACAAGAAAAUUUACACCAUAGUGAACCAACAUUUUCUAGUACUCCGAAUAUUAAUAACGAAACAAGCGAUACUUCAGAUAUUGAGUGGAAAGAACCAAACGAAAAUCGUGAAGAUAUCGAUAUUUUACCAUUUGUUGCAUUUUUAGAAGAGGUUAAGUUAGAUUAUCAAAAUGCUGGCGAACCACUACAUGCUGCAUUGGAUAAGUUCAAAGAACGUUAUAAUGUCGCAAAAUCAAAAUCAAUUUCUCAGUUAUCUUCCUAUUUAUAUGAUUUAAAUCAUAAUAUGGAUCCGAUGGCUCGUGUUAAGAGUGGUGCGCGAAUCAGAGUUCAGGUAGAAUCAGUUAAAAGAUGUAAAGUAGAAAAUG